Aspergillus costaricaensis CBS 115574 is the source of this 255-nucleotide messenger RNA. RefSeq lists its product as uncharacterized. The record is from RefSeq and is a predicted model, not a curated record. The coding region runs from base 1 to 255 and encodes 84 amino acids. The transcript has 4 exons. NCBI's taxonomy places the organism in Eukaryota, Fungi, Ascomycota, Eurotiomycetes, Eurotiales, Aspergillaceae.
AUGCAGUUCCUCCUCCUCAUCGCUGCAACUUUGAGUCUCGGUGCAGGAACUCUGGCUUCCCCUGCACCGGUUUCUAACAGUAUUGAGUCGCGGGCUUAUCAUUGGCAUGGUUGUGGCGCCGGUAUUGAGUGCCAUUCCGCCAGUGACUGUUGGGCGUCCGAAGAUUGCGUGCAGACUGCCCUUGGUAGCACCGCCAAUAUCCACUGUGGACAAGAUAGUUACCCCACGGCUUGCUGGGCGGAUUGGACCGAUUAG